CAUCACAUCACCAACUUUCAUCCAAGUCAAUAUCCUACUUUAUCUUAAAGACUUUAUCCAUCUUUUUGUUCUUUUCAUCUAAAUAACUCUUCAUCAUGGUUCAAUCAGCUGUUCUCGGAUUCCCUCGAAUUGGUGACAAGCGUGAAAUCAAAAAGGCUGUUGAGGCUUACUGGGCUGACAAGAUCUCAGCCGAAGAACUUCAAGCUGCUGCCAAAGAAGUCAGACUCCAAAACUGGAAGCGAAUCCAAGCCGCUGGUGUCGAUCAUGUCCCCAGCAAUGACUUCGCCCUUUACGAUCAUGUGCUUGACCAUUGCACCAUGUUCAAUGUGGUGCCUUCCAAGUACUACGAGGCUAAGUUGACCCCUCUUGAUUUGAGUUUUGCCAUGGGUCGUGGUCGACAACGUGAUGGUGUUGACUUACCGGCUUGUGAAAUGAACAAAUACCUCGGUACCAACUAUCACUACAUCGUACCCGAGGUCUCCAACCAGACCGAAUUCAAGCUUGUUCACCAAAAGCCUGUGGAUGAGUACCUUGAGGCCAAGGCUGCUGGAAUCGAAACUCGUCCAGUGAUCUUCGGUCCUCUUUCCUUCUUGCUCAUGGGAAAGACUGCUAGAUCGUCCAACGAGACAUACGAGCCUGUCUCCUUGUUGUCCAAAUUGGUUCCUGUCUACGUUGAACUUAUCAAGAAACUCGUGGCUGCCGGUGCCAAGUCUAUCCAGAUCGAUGAGCCUGGUCUCGUCUUAGACUCGGCUGACAAACUCGGAAAGGAGCUCAUCGAGACCUACACCGCUCUCUCUCAAGCUGCAUCUUCGGCCCAAAUCACGAUCACUACUUUCUUUGGUAGCGCCGAAGCCAUCUUGCCUUCCCUUGCCCAAUGCCCAGUCCACGCUAUUCACUUGGAUCUCACCGAGCGUGGAAACCCUUCUCAACUCAAGGCAGCACUUUCGCUCUUGAAACCCACCAAACUCGCCAUCUCCCUUGGUCUCGUCUCUGGCCGCAAUGUCUGGAAGAACGACAUGGGCCGCUGCUUGGAACAUAUCUCCGAGGCCACCCAGGCACUCGGCGAGGACCGAGUCAUCGUCGCCACUUCCUCGUCUCUCCUUCACACUCCUGUCACCUUGGCUAACGAAAGCAAGUUGACCGCCGAACAAAAGGAUUGGUUUGCCUUUGCCCUCGAAAAGUGUGAAGAAGUUAGCACUUUGGCCAAAGCUGUCUCAUCCUCUGUCAGCGAUGCCGUCAAGGCCAAACUCAGUGCCAACAAAGACUCGAUCAAGAAGCGUCGUGAAUUUGAGGCUAAAAGUGAUGCCAGUGUUCGUGAACGUUUGGCCAAGGUGACACCUGAGAUGUACAACCGAAAGAACGCCUUCCCCACCCGACGAGCCGCUCAAGCUAAAGUUGUUCAGCUUCCUCGAUUCCCUACGACUACCAUUGGUUCAUUCCCUCAAACCAAAGAGAUCCGUGUCGCCCGUGCCAAAUUCACCAAGGGUGAAAUCACUGCUAAAGAGUACGAUGACUUCAUCGGCAAGGAGAUCGAACAUGUUGUUCGCUUCCAGGAGUCCUGUGGUCUUGACUUGCUCGUUCACGGUGAGCCCGAACGAAACGACAUGGUCAUGUACUUUGGAGAGCAACUUCAAGGUUUCGUUUUCACUGAGAACGCUUGGGUUCAAUCCUACGGUUCUCGUUGCGUUCGACCCCCUAUCAUUGUCGCCGAUGUCGCUCGACCAGCACCAAUGACUGUUAGAUGGUCAUCAUACGCCCAAUCUCUUUCCAAGCUCCCUGUCAAGGGUAUGCUCACUGGUUCUAUGAUGCUCUCUAGUCCUGUGACCAUCCUCGCUUGGUCUUUCCCUCGUAUCGAUGUCUCACGCGAGGUCCAAUCCCGCCAACUUGCUCUUGCUCUUCGAGACGAAGUUUGCGACUUGGAGAAAGCUGGCAUUUUCGCUAUUCAAGUUGACGAGCCCGCUAUCCGAGAGGGUAUGCCUCUACGAAAGGCUGAUUGGAAUGAGUACCUCCAAUGGGCUGUGGACAGUUUCAAGUUGGCCACUGCCGGUGUUGAGGAUCGCACACAGACUCACUCUCACUUCUGUUACUCUGAUUUCAAUGAAAUCAUGUCACACAUUGCUCGUCUCGAUGCUGACGUCAUCUCGAUUGAGGCAAGCAAGUCAGACCACAAAUUGUUGAAGGUAUUUGCCUCGGUUGAAUAUGCUAACCAAAUCGGACCUGGUGUCUACGAUAUUCACUCUCCUCGUGUGCCAUCGCAAGAAGAGAUUCAACAAAAGAUUGCCGAUACCCUCAAGGUCGUCAAAUCUGAUCUUCUCUUUGUCAACCCUGAUUGUGGAUUAAAAACUCGUGCUUGGCCCGAGACUGAGGCUUCAUUGAAGAACUUGGUCGCUGCUGCCAAAUGGGCUCGUGAAACUUACAAGGCUUAAACUCUUGUGUCCAGAUGAACUGUCCUGUUUGUGUGUUGAUGUGUGUGUGUGUGGUUAGCAGUAUAUAGAUGAUUUAUGUAGACAGUUGAUGACUCGUCAUGAUUAGAAUACUUGUUCAACACGAGUAUUUUUUAAAACUUGAACCCGCUGAUAGUUCCUAUAUACCACUUUAGUAAAAGGUUUAUGAACUUUUGGGUUGAACAUCCGGUUUAUCAAAUGUAAUAUCACGUUUUUGAUCUCGGUA
Molecule: messenger RNA, 2670 nt
Organism: Melampsora larici-populina 98AG31
Lineage: Eukaryota; Fungi; Basidiomycota; Pucciniomycetes; Pucciniales; Melampsoraceae
Exons: 8
Coding region: 96-2426 (776 amino acids)
Molecular function (GO): 5-methyltetrahydropteroyltriglutamate-homocysteine S-methyltransferase activity; zinc ion binding
Source: RefSeq, a predicted model, not a curated record